Molecule: messenger RNA, 1082 nt
Organism: Neolamprologus brichardi
Lineage: Eukaryota; Metazoa; Chordata; Actinopteri; Cichliformes; Cichlidae
Gene: syngr1a
Product: synaptogyrin 1a
Cellular component (GO): synaptic vesicle membrane; neuromuscular junction
Source: RefSeq, a predicted model, not a curated record
GCAGAGAAGAAGAAGAGAGAGCCACACCCAGACCAACUGAGCCUACUGGUCUGACUGGGCCUGUCCUGAUGCAGUGAAGUGGGACCAGUCUGUUUGCGACUAACUGGACUUGGCUGGGUUCUGGAGGGUUGAGGUGGACUGCAGUGGUCUGAGCUGGUCUGAGGAAGAGGAAGUGGAUGGACGGUUUCCAGGCGUACGGGGCGGGGAAGGCCGGCGGAGCGUUCGACCCUGCGACCUUCAUCAGGCAGCCGCAGACCGUCGUUAGGAUCCUGUGCUGGCUCUUCUCCAUCGUCAUCCUCGGCUGCGUUGCUAACGAGGGCUAUGUCAACAGGCCAGAGGAGGUGGAGCCGUAUUGCAUCUUCAACCGCAACCAGAACGCCUGCAACUAUGGCAUCGCCAUGGGAACACUGGGGUUCCUAUGCAGCGCUGCUUUCCUGGCACUGGAUGUUUACUUCCCCCAGAUCAGCGGCGUGAAGGACAGGAAGAAGGCCGUCAUGGCUGACAUUGUAGUGUCAGCUCUAUGGGCCUUCAUCUGGUUUGUGGGCUUCUGUUUUCUGGCCAAUCAGUGGCAGGUCUCUAAAAAAGAGGACAAUCCUCUGAACGAAGGAGCCGACGCAGCCAGAGCAACCAUCGUUUUCUCCUUCUUUUCCAUCUUCACCUGGGUGCUGCAGAGCCUGCUUGCCAUCCACAGGUUCAAAUUGGGAGCCGACACCGUCAUGUUCAACCAGGACUACGUGGAUCCUAAUCCACACGAACCCAUGGAGGCCGCACCCACGACUGAAUAAAUCCCUUCAGAUGUGCUGGGUAGCUUUUGUUCAAUGGAUUUUUGUUCUUGUGGUGCAUUCAGGGACUCAACAUAGACACUUUCAUUGAAAAUGAGUUCCUCUGAAUCAGCAGCCAAUCACAGUCCAGAACAUGAACAGAAACAACAUGGUCAGAAAUGAUCUAGAUCCUCCACUUCCUGCUGAAAAAUCACUACCACAAUACAAGCAGCUUCAUGAUAAAAGGCUGAUCACAGUUACUACACUUUUCAGAGACUUUUCUGCCCAUUUUUAGCUUUAACCUCCUAAGACCUGAACUCU